Lobosporangium transversale is the source of this 1105-nucleotide messenger RNA. RefSeq lists its product as hypothetical. Gene Ontology annotation, molecular function: structural constituent of ribosome; mRNA 5'-UTR binding; small ribosomal subunit rRNA binding. NCBI's taxonomy places the organism in Eukaryota, Fungi, Mortierellomycota, Mortierellomycetes, Mortierellales, Mortierellaceae. The record is from RefSeq and is a predicted model, not a curated record. Bases 350 to 1105 code for a protein of 251 amino acids. Gene Ontology annotation, cellular component: ribosome; mitochondrial small ribosomal subunit. The transcript has 2 exons. Gene Ontology annotation, biological process: maturation of SSU-rRNA from tricistronic rRNA transcript (SSU-rRNA, 5.8S rRNA, LSU-rRNA); ribosomal small subunit assembly; translation.
UGCACGUAUUCUACACUGCUCGUAAAGGGAAAACCCGAUCUGACCUCUUCCACAGAAAGAAUGAUUGUGCAAGUUAUUCGCAAGACCAAAAAAUAGAGAGUGAGCGCGCGAAUUAAUCGACUUUCUCCAAAGUUACCUGUGUGACUGCGAGAAUUUGUUUACAUGAAAACAAAAAGGAGCCUUGAUCACAUUACCUACUGAAGUCUUAAUCUCUUCCUCAUUCGAUCCUUCCGGCAUUUUGGACUACUCCCGCUCUCAGUGACAGCAAAAAAGGAAGAGUGAUCCCUUAGCAAGCUAGAAUAGAAAUAGUAUUCGCAGUUGGAGAUCAACAUCCUGUUACGUAAGCUUCAUGUUGUCCACCAUUUCUCGCCAGGCUCUUAGAGCCUCCCAUGUCAGGGCAAUGCAGUCUGUCGGCAGCAUCAGAUAUUAUUCUGCAGGCAGCAAUGACAACAGUAACAAUAACAACGAUACAAACAAUACAGAGAAUAAAUCAGAAAGUUCAGAAUCGCUUUUGAGCAUCCUUUCCUCAACUUCGGGAACAAAAACAACACCAUCAUCAUCAUCACCAUCAUCUGAUCGUCCUAGCAGCAGCAGUGCACCUAUGAGUAGAGGAUCUGAACUCAUUUUGGAGACCCUAUCCCGAGCCACAAACCGUCAACAACAAUCAUUGAAGCGUUCUACCGGCUUUUUGAACUCAAAGAGUGGUGGUGGACUAGGAGAUUUCGGCCGUCAUUUGUUCAGCGAAGUUCAACCUUGCUCACAUAAUAUACAUAUUCAUGCAACGAUGAACAACACGAUUAUCACCUUAUCUGAUUCGAAUGGAGACCCUAUCACAACUCAAAGUGCAGGAACUGCAGGAUUGAAGAAAUCAGCCCGUGCGGGACCUGAAGCUGGUUACCAAGCCAUGAUGAAAGUGAUUGAAAAGGUUGAAGAGAAGAACGUACAGAUUCUUAGCCUUCAUGUGCUGAUGAAGGGCUUUGGACCAGGUCGCGAUUCUGCUUUCAAGGCUAUCCGUGCAAAAACUAAUUGGGAUAUCAAGAGGAUAUCUGACACUACCCCUAUUCCUUUCAAUGGAUGCAGACCACCCAAGGCACGUCGUUUGUAA